CGAAACAAAAAUUCUCGUAAACCUUUUCCUCCUCUUCAAGCACAACCACGUCUCUCUUUUUCCCCUCUUCCUAAAACCCUUCUCUGUUUCAUUACCCCACCGCCAUCCCAAUUCACAAGUUAGUUCAAUUUUUUUUGCUCUUGUUUGUGCAAUCCAUAUAGCAGAAACCCUAAUUCAGAAAUGUCGGUGAGUAGAAUAUCAUCUCGGUUCUCAAGGAAUGUGUUGACACAGUGCCGCCUCUAUUAUCGUCAACAAAAGCAACAGCAGCAACACCACCUUCCCAUCCUUUCAUCUCAGUUUCACUCCGUUCGUGACAUCAAAGAAAAGGUGUCUCUACUACCUGACUCUGCCUUGCAAUGGUUUGGAAUCUCAUCCUCUGCAUCACCCCAACCUAAUGAAAAAGAAACAUCUCAGUCCCAAGGUGAAGGAGGAAGCACAACAGAGAAAGCUUCAGCCUCUGCUGAUUCUCACAUUCAGGAUGAGAAGGAUGAAUCAGAUAUAGAUGCGGAGGACCUUUCUAGGGAUGACCUGGUGAAACUUGUGGUUGAGAAGGAAGAACUCCUGAAGAUGAAAGAUGAUGAGUUUCGGAAAUUGCAGGAUAAGUUUCUCCGGAGUUAUGCAGAGAUGGAGAAUGUCAUGGAGAGAACUAAACGAGAAGCAGAAAAUUCCAAGAAGUUUGCCAUUCAGAAUUUUGUGAAAGCCCUACUAGAUGUGCCUGAUAACUUGGGCAGGGCUUCUUCCGUUGUAAAAGAAAGCUUUUCUAAGAUUGAUGCAUCUAAGGACACAGUUGGAGCCAUGCCACUUCUGAAGACACUAUUGGAAGGUGUUGAGAUGACUGAUAAACAGCUGGCAGAGGUAUUCAAGAAAUUUGGUGUUGAAAAAUACGAUCCUACAAAUGAACAGUUUGAUCCGAAUAAGCAUAAUGCAGUAUUUCAAGUACCUGAUCCUGAAAAGGCUCCUGGCGUGAUUGCUGUUUGUCUUAAGCCGGGGUACACCUUGCAUGACCGAAUUAUUCGGCCUGCUGAAGUUGGUGUAACAGUAGCCGUGGAGAGAGAGGCUGAUCAAAGUACAAACACUUAAAUGGGUGGCUCACUACUGAGGCUUUAGAGCUUGGAGUAGACAAAGUCCUUGCUAUUUAAAAUCAGAAACAUUUUGCUCGCAGGCAAUUUGAGUUCUAGAUAUUCCUUCAGGGGAGGUGUUCAUUGUGCAGAUGUUAAUCUAUUGGUCUUUUUGGUUUGACGUUAAUCCAGAGUUGUCUUAAAUUGGAACAUUUAGAAGUCUCUGAUUCAUAAGGUAUUCGUAUUGCGCGUGGAGCACUUUCCUUCUCCACUUCUUUAUCGAUACGCAAGUAUUGUUAUACGUUUUGAACUUUUUAGUGGGAAUGUAACUUAUUCUGCAUAAGAGACCCACGACUUCUUUUCUUUUGCUAAACCGGAGCUCUGAGUGAAAGAAGUGAGCAUUAUUUUUCAGCUAAUGGUGAAGGCAAGGAAAAACACGUUCAGCUUC
Molecule: messenger RNA, 1506 nt
Organism: Nicotiana attenuata
Lineage: Eukaryota; Viridiplantae; Streptophyta; Magnoliopsida; Solanales; Solanaceae
Product: protein GrpE-like
Exons: 6
Coding region: 181-1080 (299 amino acids)
Biological process (GO): protein folding; protein import into mitochondrial matrix
Cellular component (GO): PAM complex, Tim23 associated import motor
Molecular function (GO): protein homodimerization activity; protein-folding chaperone binding; adenyl-nucleotide exchange factor activity
Source: RefSeq, a predicted model, not a curated record